AUGGCCGAUAUCGAUGUCAAGGUCGCUUCCUGGAAGCUGGUUGAGGUUGGCCGCCUGGUGCUGAUCCGCAGCGGUCCCUACGAAGGCAAGCUCGCCGCCAUCGUUGAGAUUGUGGACCACCGCCGUGUCCUGGUCGACGGUCCCUCCUCCGAGGAGAACAAGAUCGUUCCCCGUCACGUUCUUCCUCUCGCCCACGCCACCCUCACUCACUUCACCAUUCCCCAGCUCCCCCGCGCUGCCGGUACCGGUCCCGUGAAGAAGCUCUGGGCUAAGAACGAGAUUGAUGGCAAGUGGGCCAAGAGCGCCUUCGCUCAGCGCACCGACCGCUCUGAGCGCCGCAAGAACCUGUCCGACUUCGAGCGUUUCAAGGUUCUCCGCCUCCGCAAGCAGGCCCGCUACGAGGUCCAGAAGUCCUACGCCAAGGUCCGCGCUGCCAACAAGUCAUAG
Molecule: messenger RNA, 447 nt
Organism: Penicillium arizonense
Lineage: Eukaryota; Fungi; Ascomycota; Eurotiomycetes; Eurotiales; Aspergillaceae
Product: 60S ribosomal protein eL14
Exons: 3
Coding region: 1-447 (148 amino acids)
Biological process (GO): translation; ribosomal large subunit biogenesis
Cellular component (GO): ribosome; cytosolic large ribosomal subunit
Molecular function (GO): structural constituent of ribosome; RNA binding
Source: RefSeq, a predicted model, not a curated record